AAAAUUAAAUGAAGAGCGAUGGCUAGAAGCAUCUCUCGGUCGCCGUCGUACCGGCGUAGGCGCUCACCGUCGCCACCCGAACACCACCGUAGUAGAAGAAGCAGAAGGGCUGACCGCAGCCGAUCUCCUUAUUCUAAUUCUCAACCCAGGAGAAGAAGUGAUUCUGAUUCUCCACCUCCUCGUCGCCAUCGGAGCAGUCGUUCGCCCAGUUAUAGGAGGCGUAAAAGCCGGUCUCCAACAGCUCCUAGGCGGCGUAGAAGACAACGAAGUAGAAGUAGGAGUGAAUCAUUAUCUCCAUUGCCUAGGUCAAGAAGUCUAAGUAUUGCUUCUACCAAAAAUGCUGUUGAGAAACUAAAGAAAGAGGAGGAAGAGAAGAAAAGGCGUCAACAAGAGGCUUUACUAAAACUAUUAGAGGAAGAGACUGCAAGGAGACUGGAAGAAUCCAUUCGAAAAAAUGUGGAAGAGAAGUUAAACUCUAAGGAAGUUCAGUUAGAAAUAGAGAGGCGGAUAGAAGAAGGUCGAAAGAAAUUGUUUGAUGAUGUUGAAGCUCAACUUCAUAAGGAAAAGGAAGCAGCGCUUGCUGAGGAAAGAAGGAAAGAAGUAAGAAUUUUGAACUCGUGCUAGUUACUUGUCCCUUUGUUGCAGGUUGGUUAUGAACUUCCACCUGCCACCUGCCUAUUGGUAUUUUAUUUGCAGUCAUAAAAAAUCAGGACCUUAACAUGUAAAAUGUUUAAAGGAAGUGGCCUAUGUUAUAUAGUAAUCAUAUGUUUUAACUUCUAUUUUAUAUUGCAAAGAGUUUUUGAAGAGAAAAAAAAAUAAUCGAGGCAUUGACAAUCUUGUAAUUGAAGCCAUCUUGUUAAUGCUUCAACUUCUAUUCUUCUUUUAGGUGUGAGGAUAGAUUGUUGAGUCUUGUGAAUCCAUUGCGUUUUCUAUCACUGUGUUUAAA
Messenger RNA from Populus euphratica (Euphrates poplar), 946 nucleotides. RefSeq lists its product as uncharacterized. Gene Ontology annotation, cellular component: nucleoplasm; mitochondrion. NCBI's taxonomy places the organism in Eukaryota, Viridiplantae, Streptophyta, Magnoliopsida, Malpighiales, Salicaceae. The transcript has 3 exons. Gene Ontology annotation, molecular function: cadherin binding. The record is from RefSeq and is a predicted model, not a curated record. The coding region runs from base 19 to 624 and encodes 201 amino acids.